AUGAACGAGAAGCACUUUCCAGGCCUAACGAGCUUCGUCGAUGCAAAAGCUCGGCUAAAAAAGAUGCGGACCGCGCUGAUGGACGGGACAUGCUGCGUGCUAGCCAUCCAGGACCGUGCAGCACAGGCGGACGCUGAAAUCGCGCCAGACGCUCACCAUUCACGAAAGGUUGAAGGACCUCUAACCCGAAACCAACGGAUCUUGGUACAGCGUGACCAGUACGUUGAUGAUGGCAAGAGGCCGUUUUCAUUGAUGGCACCAGUGUACAGUCACGCUCUUCGGCAUAUGCAAGUCAUCCUCCCUCCCCGCCCCACGAAAGGCCCGCCGGGUGGCGUACGUGUUGUGAAUUCUGUCUUUGGCGUCAAACCCUUUUCCGUUAUAUUCGCUGCUACGUUCCUUAUCUUCGUUGUCGCCGUAUCGUGCUGGAAAUUCGGCGCGUUCUUUCGUUCAUUCAGUCGACAUAAAGUGAUCGGGGGAGGAGAGAAGGCGGGAGUCCGGUAUGCGAAAACGUGGUACGGUUGGGUACCGCUGGAAAGAUAUACCAAGCAACAACGAUGGCGACGGGAGUUGCUGAAAAGGUUUCGGCGCUUGAUCGCUUGGAGAACUUGUCAUGCGGACUACAGCUGGGUGUGGUGGGACCCAGAGGGCACGAAAGUCAAAAAGCGUGUUGAGGAUUGGCGGCCAUUGCGUUGGAUCCCGCCCUCGUUGGCCGAUUAUGCUUUUAGCCCGUUGCAUUCGUUGCGAGAUAAGCGGACGGACAACCAGCAAGUCAGGAUUAUCGAAAAUGAUAGAGCAACGAAUUCGGCCUUGACUCCUGCACCAAGUUCGAACGGCGGUAAAGCGGUGCCUGAUGAAAUGCCAGAUUUACCCGUUAUAAAAAAGCGAGUCAAACGCCAACGAACACCCAAGGCUCCUCAAGCAAAUGCACCCUCAAUCAACGUUAAUAGAGUUCGAGCUUCUGUCCAAACUGCUGAAAUUGGACAUAAAAGCGUAUCGCCCGUCGCCAAACAAGCAACUGAUUUCUCAAAAUCUCAUCCUCUAUUCUAUGACGCCAACAAACGCUGUAUUUCGCUUCCACCCAUAGGCGUCGAUCGCACAUUGAAGUCCGAUUCGCCGAAUUCCCUCGCCCGAAGAUGUGCAUCAGAUGAGAAGCCACAAAGAAAGUCAAAUUCCAACCAUCGUUCCCGAUCAAAGAAAUCCGCAAUCUCUCAUAGAUUUGUCCAGAGUAACUCUCGUUCCGGUGCCAGGAGACUCGUGAUCAAGCCGGAACAGCCAUCGUCAUGGAGAUAUAAAGCCUGGGGAGCACGUAUGCAACGAACAACCUUCCCAAAUACACCUAUCGAUUUGCGCGGGCUAGCUGGCCGACCUGGGACUCCUUUACCAGAGACACUGAAAAGUUUGGCCUCAACAAGGACGGAUUCAGACUAUCGUAAAUCGGCCGCGGAGCAACUAGGCAAGCGCGCUGCAUCCGAUUCUUCUUUUGGAAGUAUAUAUCGUCGACCUGACUAUGCCAUCUUGCCUAUAUCGCACGAUUCUACUUUGCAUCCUAGGGGAAGAGGUCCGAGAUAUUUGAGAUCGGACUACUUUCGCUCGUCGCUUCAGUAUAGUCAUGGAACCCAAAGAACAAAUUCGGACCAAACACUGCGAGAGCCGGGCCCGGCUCUGGGGGAUGCGACAAACUUACCGAAACCCCGUUCCUCCCGACCUUUUCCACAGAGACGCAUUAGUAACCCAGAAGUCCGGUUGAUUGACGACCUUGAAAGGAAGCUUGAAUGGCUCUCGAGCGAAAUGGAUCCGGGCCGUAAAUCAGGCCACUUUUCAUUAGUCUAUAACCACUGGCUGAAUAGAGCUACAUGGGUAGUCUACGACCCAGUCUCAAGAGUUCCCUGCGCAGAGAGGAGGCUUUACGGCGAUCCGCGGCACAAUUACCCUUAUCCGAGCGGUAAAAAUAUAUCUCGCAAAGAAAAAUAUCCUUCCUUGCGGAGAGGUAAAGCGCGGGCACCCAGACUGGAUUCGUGGCGGUUAGCGGUGAAUGCCGCUAGGAAGUCUAGUGGAGUUCGAGAAUUCUUGAAAGCGGUGGAGUUGUUCGAAGGCUCUGCUGAUGAACCGCCAGAUGGAGCAAUCGACACUGCGACCUGGAUUCUGAGAAAGCCGCCACAGGGCUUUGAAAUGUCGUCAAAGCAAAGGGAGGCUUAUUUCGAGGGAUGUGGCGGAUGGUUCGAAAAAUUAGAAUAUUGGCGAGAUGUUCCAAGGGGCUAUAGGGCACGAAAAGUCGUCUGUGAAGGACGCGCGAACCGAAGGAGGAUUGCUGAGAUUGGGAGACAGGUGGCUGGGAACUGCAAGAGAACUGCUAGCAAGAUUGGGUCGCGUUUACCCCAGGCUCGCACGGCAAACCGUGAUAUCAGAAUCUCGGGAAGGGUGACAAAAUUAACCUGGCAUCCAUCUUCAAACUAUCAGUCAGGAAAGAAAACAGUCCAAAAUGUCCACCGAUCUGGUUUAAUUGGUCGCGGGCAGCCAACUUUGCCUUAUGGCAUUGGCAACAGUACUUCCAUAACUGUCGCCGAUUCAGUUAAUUUAUUUCUGAGGAAUCGUGCUGUCCAUUUUUUGGAAGGCCGUCGUGUUUUGCAGCCCCGAGACUAA
Molecule: messenger RNA, 2640 nt
Organism: Uncinocarpus reesii 1704
Lineage: Eukaryota; Fungi; Ascomycota; Eurotiomycetes; Onygenales; Onygenaceae
Exons: 3
Coding region: 1-2640 (879 amino acids)
Source: RefSeq, a predicted model, not a curated record